AUGAGCGGUGGUCCACACAUGACCAUGGAGCAGGUGAAGCGAACCUUCCAACCCUGCAAACUCUACGACGGCAGCGAACGCCACGUGAUGGUGGAACUGGAUGGGGAGAUGGAGGAGGUGGAGAUUGACCCCAAAGAGGCAGACCUUCUUGGCUUUCGCUGCCAGAGUGCUAAUCAAUGA
This is a messenger RNA of Symbiodinium natans, 180 nucleotides long. The record is from the annotation of a GenBank genome assembly. NCBI's taxonomy places the organism in Eukaryota, Dinophyceae, Suessiales, Symbiodiniaceae.